CCGCCCUCCAGCGCGCGGACGUGGUAGGCGGCCAAGCGUUUUUGGCUGCUUCCCGGGAAGCCGUUGGUCGCGCUUGCGUAGUGAACCGCUGAGGCUGUGUUGAGCGCUCCUUCUCCGCGCAACUCCCGGCUUCGACACCGCCUUCCUUCCUAUGAAUCCUUAAUUUAACGUGGUCACAGUCAGCUUAAGACCGGCACCUCUCGGGCUCCGUCUUGUAGGACCUCGGCCUGGCUUCGAGGGCUUCCAUACAGGUCACCGCAGGCUCUUUCAACUCCCGCCGCUUCCAGGCCCGCGUAACCAGACCACAACACUGAACUUGGAGCACCAAGAACAGGAGCCCCACCCUGUUUGGCCAGGAUGCCUUUGGGACGCUUGGCAGGGAGCGCCCGCUCCGAGGAGGGAAGCGAGGCAUUUCUGGAGGGAAUGGUGGAUUGGGAGCUGAGUAGGCUGCAGCGACAAUGCAAAGUGAUGGAAGGGGAGAGGCGGGCCUACAGCAAGGAAGUCCACCAGCGCAUCAACAAGCAACUUGAGGAGAUCCGGCGCUUGGAGGAGGUACGGGGCGAUCUCCAGGUGCAGAUCAGCGCAGCCCAGAACCAGGUCAAGCGGCUUCGGGACAGUCAGCGGCUGGAGAACAUGGACCGCCUGCUGAAGGGCCGGGCCCAGGUGCAGGCGGAGAUCGAGGAGCUGCAGGAGCAGACCAGGGCCCUGGACAAGCAGAUCCAGGAGUGGGAGACGCGGAUCUUUACCCACAGUAAGAAUGUCAGGUCCCCGGGAUUCAUCCUGGAUCAGAAGGUCAAGAUCAGGCGAAGGAUCAGGAUCCUAGAAAACCAGUUGGACAGGGUCACCUGUCACUUUGACAACCAGCUGGUACGGAAUGCGGCCCUGCGGGAGGAGCUGGAUCUGCUGCGGAUCGACAGGAACCGCUAUCUGAACGUGGACCGCAAGCUGAAGAAGGAGAUCCACCACCUGCAUCACCUGGUCAGCACCCUUAUCCUCUCCUCCACCUCUGCCUACGCCGUCAGGGAGGAGGCGAAGGCCAAGAUGGGCUUGCUGCGGGAGCGCGCGGAGAAAGAGGAGGCCCAGAGCGAGAUGGAGGCGCAGGUCCUGCAGCGGCAGAUCUUGCACCUGGAGCAGCUGCACCACUUCCUCAAGCUCAAGAACAACGACCGGCAGCCGGAUCCCGAUGUCCUGGAGAAGCGUGAAAAGCAGGCCGGGGAGGUGGCCGAGGGCGUCUGGAAGACCUCCCAGGAGAGGCUGGUGCUUUGCUACGAGGACGCCCUGAAUAAACUGUCCCAGCUGAUGGGGGAGAGUGACCCUGACCUGUUGGUGCAGAAGUAUCUGGAGAUCGAGGAGCGCAACUUUGCUGAGUUCAACUUCAUCAACGAGCAGAACUUGGAGCUGGAGCAUGUGCAGGAAGAGAUCAAGGAGAUGCAGGAGGCUUUGGUGAGCGCACGUGCCAGCAAGGAUGACCAGCAUUUGCUGCAGGAGCAGCAGCAGAAGGUGUUGCAGCAGCGCAUGGACAAGGUGCACUCGGAGGCUGAGCGCCUUGAGGCCCGCUUCCAGGAUGUGCGGGGACAGCUGGAGAAGCUCAAGGCUGAUAUCCAGCUCCUCUUCACCAAGGCCCAUUGCGACAGCAGCAUGAUCGAUGACCUCCUUGGGGUCAAGACCAGCAUGGGAGACCGGGACAUGGGCCUCUUCCUGAGCCUCAUUGAGAAGCGGCUGGUGGAGCUCCUGACAGUGCAGGCCUUCCUACAUGCCCAGAGCUUCACCUCCCUGGCCGACGCUGCCCUCCUAGUGCUGGGCCAGAGCCUGGAGGACCUUCCGAAGAAGAUGGCCCCACUUCAGCCCCCUGACACUCUAGAAGACCCCCCGGGUUUUGAGGCCAGCGAUGACUACCCCAUGAGCAGGGAGGAGCUGCUGAGCCAAGUGGAGAAGCUGGUGGAGCUCCAGGAGCAGGCGGAGGCGCAGCGCCAGAAGGACCUGGCCGCCGCCGCCGCGAAGCUGGACGGCACCCUGAGCGUGGACCUGGCCAGCACCCAGAGGGCCGGCUCCAGUACCGUCCUGGUGCCCACCAGGCACCCCCAUGCCAUCCCCGGGUCCAUUUUGAGCCACAAGACUAGCAGAGACCGUGGCUCUCUUGGCCACGUCACUUUUGGCGGCCUCAGCUCCAGCACUGGGCAUUUGCCCAGCCACAUCACGCACGGUGACCCCAACACUGGCCACGUGACCUUCGGCUCCACCAGUGCCUCGAGUGGGGGCCACGUGACCUUCAGACCCGUCAGCGCCAGCAGCUACCUGGGCUCCACUGGAUACGUGGGGUCCAGCAGGGGCGGAGAAAACACAGAGGGUGGUGUGGAGAGCGGAGGCACAGCGUCUGAUUCGAGCGGAGGCCUCGGGUCCAGCAGAGACCACGUCUCCAGCACCGGCCCUGCCUCCAGCACUGGCCCGGGCUCCUCCACCAGCAAAGACUCCCGGGGCUAACACGAGGGGCACGCAGCCCCCACCCUGCCCUGGCUCUCUGUGGGGUCUUUUUUUGUGUCUCUACUUCCCCUGUUUGCCUUGUGGGUCUCUGUCUUUUUCUCCCAGUGGCAGGCCUCUGUCUUUUUGCCCCUUCAACUGUUUUCAUCUGCCCUUCAUCACCGCCUCACCUGUGUCUCCCGGUUCCUUUCUCUCUGCUCCUGACACUGCUUUUCCCUCUGACUCCUGAUCUCCUGUUCUCUGGGCUUCCUGGUCAGUGUCUGUCCGUCUUGUCUCCAUAUCUGCCCCUUCCCUGUCUGCUGAGCCCUGGCCCCCUGUGGAUCCCCCACCUCCUGUUUCCGGCUCUCUCUCCUCAUCUCCAUCUCCCAGGCUCUCCACGCAUCCUGUGUCCCUGUCUCUGUAGCUCCUUACUCCCCAAGAGCCCCCCAGUGCUGACAGGUGUGGGAAAAGUCAGGGCGAAGACGCCAGGUUCAGCAUGGGAAAAUGGGACUGUGGAAAUAAAGUAUAUGUGUGGAGA
Messenger RNA from Homo sapiens (human), 2995 nucleotides. It is a transcript of the gene ODAD1, whose product is annotated as outer dynein arm docking complex subunit 1. The record is from RefSeq and is marked validated. Bases 358 to 2481 code for a protein of 707 amino acids. Lineage: Eukaryota; Metazoa; Chordata; Mammalia; Primates; Hominidae. Gene Ontology annotation, cellular component: axoneme. The transcript is spliced from 16 exons.